This is a messenger RNA of Chelmon rostratus (copperband butterflyfish), 1753 nucleotides long. Its product is annotated as parathyroid hormone-related protein-like. Gene Ontology annotation, cellular component: extracellular region. Gene Ontology annotation, biological process: regulation of chondrocyte differentiation; adenylate cyclase-activating G protein-coupled receptor signaling pathway; bone mineralization. Lineage: Eukaryota; Metazoa; Chordata; Actinopteri; Chaetodontiformes; Chaetodontidae. The record is from RefSeq and is a predicted model, not a curated record. Gene Ontology annotation, molecular function: hormone activity; peptide hormone receptor binding. The coding region runs from base 445 to 939 and encodes 164 amino acids. The transcript has 3 exons.
CACACAGGCUUGCUCACAGUGCUGGACUGAAAAACCCUCUCAGCUCUGCUCUCCGGCUCCGGCCACCAGUGAAGAUGCUUCAUCGUUACUCUUUAUGAGAUUACUGCAAGACUGAGUGGAGUGGCAGCUCUGUGGCUGAUGGGCUGCUGCUGCUCUUUCCAUCUUUAUCUCUCUUUUAAUUGGGACGCUGGGGAGAAAUAAAUAGCGCAGCACACACUGUUGGGAGGCAAAUGAAUGGAGCAGACUGACAGGGGAUUUCCCGGGCUGCCUUCACACCAAUGGACCUGGACACAAGUUUUGAGCUGGCCAAUCUGUAUUUGGCAGAAUAAUGUUUCUUAUUAUUUAGUGAAUUAAUUUUUGCAGCAAGAUCAUCUCGAGAGCUUGCAGAAGGACCUUUUUGUGGAUUUUCACUUUAAACAUUCACACCAUAUCUUUGGCUCAAGGAUGUGCUCUAUAGUCAUGCUUCAUCAGUGGAGUCUGGCUGUGUUCUUGCUGUGCUCACCAGUGACUCUUGAUGGGAGACCAGUUGAUGCACUUAGUGGCAGAACGAGGAGAUCAGUGAGCCAUGCCCAGCUGAUGCAUGACAAGGGUCGCUCCUUGCAGGAGUUCAAACGUCGCAUGUGGCUGCAUGAACUGCUAGAGGAGGUGCACACAGCAGAUGAGCGAGCUCCACCUGUGCAGAGCAGAACACAGAGCCAAACCUUCAGUGGGAAUGCUCUGCACGAGAAGCCUCCAGGGGCCACCAAGAACCUUCCUGACAGGUUCAGGCUGGACAGAGAGGGCCCUAACCUGCCCCAGGAGACCAACAAGGCUCUGGCUUAUAAGGACCAGCCACUAAAAGUGGCCACCAAGAGGAAAAAAAAGGUGAGGUUAGGCCGACGUAGAGAGAGCGACAAGAAGCGGAGACGGGCACGGUCUGUCACAACAAAGGAGCCAUGAAGGACGCAGUACCCUUGCUAAGAGACUCUCAAUAGCCUUUAUGUGGUACUGCACUAAGACACUGACGUAGGUUCAACUAGACUGGGAUCUGAGAGACUCAACCUAUUGCUGACUCAGUCACUUCAUAUUAUGGCCCUGGGGUUGUGCUUGUAUGAUAAUAUUUUGCUAUGUUUGUAUUUUCAAUCUCAUACUUCCUGAUGUUUCGUGAACUAUCAUCAUAACAUCUUCUUAGGUCAAUAUUUAUUUGGAAAAUACGUAGGCCUCUGUAACCCUGAUUUACAUAAAAAAAACAAUCUUAUGUUGCCAUCUCUAACCAGCUGUAUGCACAAGUAGAUCACAGGAGGAGCUAUUUAUUGCCUGAAUAUAAUGUCACUUCACAAAAUUGGGAGGCGGAGUAGUCUACUUUUGUUUGGCGAUACAUAUGUUGACUACCAUGGACUUACAGUUACACACAAACUGUUCACUGAAUACAUCUGUUGGAACUGUUCUGCCAUAAUUUAUUUCACUUUGAAAGUGUGUAUUUAUUUUGUGAAUGUAUCACGGUGCUGCUGACUAAAUUCCAUAAUGCACUUUAGUUGUAUCCUGUACAUGUUCUUUUGUGGUUGAGUUUUAAUUUGAUGUUUCUUUUUGAUGGUCCUGCUUUCCUUUCCCACCUUAGAUCCCUCAUGGACUUGUAACUUAUUGGAUGCUCCAUCAAUCCCACUCUCAUCGUUUUACAUUAUAGUUUAUUUUUAUAGAACAAGCCCGAGACAGCGGCUCUCAGACUCAUUUUAUGUUCUUCACUUGCACUGAGGGCAUACUGUACAUGUUUCCA